AUGGUUGUUGACUUAAUCCAUCAAGAUACCAGAAGCUGGAACACACAAAUCAUCAAUCAGAUCUUUCCAGCUGAAAUUGCAGCAACUAUCACCUCCAUUCCUUUAGGAUGGAAAACAUCAGAGGAUUUCUUUUAUUGGAACCGGAGCAGGAAUGGAUAUUUCUCUGUAAAGUCAGCCUAUUACAAGUUACAAGCCUCUAAGCUAGCUCAAUCGCCAAGCAAUUCUGAGGUUACCUUUCCCUGGAAGAAACUGUGGUCAGUGCCUAUGCCAAGAAAAAUAAAACAUUUUCCUUACAGAGUAGCAUACAAUGCAGUUCCAUGCAAGGCAAACCUGCUUCGUCGAGGGGUACAGGUUGAGGUAGAAUGUCAAAGCUGCAGUAAUCAAGAGGCUGAAUCGGCAGAGCACAUGUUCUUGUGUUGCCCUUGGGCAAGAGCAGCGUGGUUCUCCCACCAGAUAGGAUUGAGAACGGAUCUGAUCCGGGAUAGUUUCGCAGCAUGGUUCAAGCAGUGUUGCAUUGAUAAGACAAGAGAGGAGUUGGCUCUGAUCUUUCAAGGGUUGUGGGCUAUCUGGAAAGCAAGAAAUGAGAGGGUUUUCAACAAUAAAGCUGCAGACUCAACCGUCAUUAUGCAGCGAGGCUUAGCAGUGUUAAGGGAGUGGGAAGAAGCUCAAGAUCGUCCUCAGGUUCAGCGAGAUGAGCUCCGUGUCAACAUAUGGACUCCUCCACCAGAAGGUUUGUUGAAGGCGAAUGUCGAUGCAGGAUGGUCAGGGAUACCUCAACUGGUUUUGGUUUGGUAG
Messenger RNA from Lotus japonicus, 795 nucleotides. RefSeq lists its product as uncharacterized. The transcript has a single exon. The coding region runs from base 1 to 795 and encodes 264 amino acids. The record is from RefSeq and is a predicted model, not a curated record. Lineage: Eukaryota; Viridiplantae; Streptophyta; Magnoliopsida; Fabales; Fabaceae.